UGCUUAGUUUAGCCGAGGGCGUGCUUUCCACAACCCGACGUCUCGUCACAAAAUCGAAGGAUGAAUGUCACGUGAUUAACGCAAACAAUAUGGCGGCGCCCUGUGCUGUAAAGUGUUUGGUAAGACGAGGUUGUGCUGCGUUGCUCCAGACUGGUAGCAGGGUACGCCCACCCUGGGGAGGCCAGGCUGAGCCAUGCCGCUCUUUCUUCUGGAGGAAGUGGCAAAGGUCUCACAGCUUAGUGCGUCCAGCAGUUGUGCACCCAGCAUACACUGUUCCCAAGCACAUAAUGAGGCCAGACUAUGUGACGACAGGCACCGUGCCAGACUGGGCAGACUACAUAGAAAUUAAAGAUGAAGAUCAGAUUCAGGGUUUGCGGAGAGCCUGUCAGCUGGCGCGCCACAUCCUGCUGCUGGCUGGGAGGAGCUUGAAGGUUGGCAUGACAACUGAUGAAAUAGACUUUAUUGUUCAUCAAGAGGCAAUCAGACAUAAUGCCUACCCCUCUCCCCUGCGCUAUGGAGGCUUUCCAAAAUCAGUCUGCACCUCAGUGAACAAUGUGGUGUGUCACGGCAUACCUGACAGUCGGCCUCUUCAAGGAGGAGACAUUAUCAACAUUGAUGUCACAGUGUACCUGGAGGGUUACCAUGGUGACACCUCCGAGACGUUCCUCAUUGGCGAUGUAGAUGAGCAAGGCAGGAGGCUGGUGGAGGCAGCAAGGAGAUGUCGGGAUGAGGCUAUCGCAACCUGCGGGCCCGGUGCCCCUCUCUGCAUCAUAGGGAACACAAUCAGCCAGAUAGCAGACUCCUAUGGGUUCCAAGUGUGUCCAUAUUUUAUUGGACAUGGGAUUGGGUCCUAUUUUCAUGGUCACCCAGAGAUAUGGCAUCAUGCCAAUGACAACGACAUGCUUAUGGAGGAAGGGAUGGCUUUCACUAUAGAACCAAUCUUAAUGGAGGGAUCAUCCAAAUUUAAAAUCCUAAAGGACAAAUGGACUGCAGUCUCCAUGGAUGAUAUGAGAUCGGCCCAGUUUGAGCAUACGGUUGUGAUCACGUCGGAUGGUGUGGAGAUUCUGACCGAGCAUUCUGAUGUGGACUAAACAUCAGGACGGAAAGUUAUAGCUGAGAUGCAAAUCUACAAGAGAUAGUGGUGAACCCCUACAUUGCUUUGUAAAAGAGUGCUCUAAAGGAAUAACAUUAUUUAAAUAAAGUGCCAACUCUGUUUUGAGUAUGAAUAAAAGCUUGUGUCUUGUGUC
This is a messenger RNA of Conger conger (European conger), 1247 nucleotides long. RefSeq names its product methionyl aminopeptidase type 1D (mitochondrial) (gene metap1d). Lineage: Eukaryota; Metazoa; Chordata; Actinopteri; Anguilliformes; Congridae. Gene Ontology annotation, molecular function: metalloaminopeptidase activity. Gene Ontology annotation, biological process: proteolysis. The coding region runs from base 90 to 1091 and encodes 333 amino acids. The record is from RefSeq and is a predicted model, not a curated record. The transcript has 10 exons.